CAGCUGGGCGUGUAAACAAACAUGUCCGCCCACCGCAACGCUAGCAAGGUGGUGGUGGUCAAAAAAUGGACGGAUUCUGCCUUCACCAUCGACACCAUCCUGCGGGCGGACCUGGAGGCGAACAAUAAGGGCUUCCUCGCUCUACUGGGGGACGGCAGACUCUUCCUCAUCACGUGGCUCAACAAGAAAAUAAGCACCAAAGUCAUCGAGGAAGUUUCAGAUGGGUGCUGGCAGCGAGGCGGUGAGGAGAGCGAGGUGGUCAUCACUCGGCAGACCGGCGCACUGGUUCGCUACUCACUGCACUUUGAUACAGGGCUGUCAUGUUCCCUACAGCUGUCGGCACCCUCCCUACUGGCACUCAUCAGGGAGAGGGACUCAAGUAUUCGGUCACUACGCAACGCCAAGAUCUGGGGACACAGCCAAGAGUACAUCCUCCUGCAGCCUCAGAGUGACCGCCUGGUGCUGCUUGCCACUAACGCCGGCGGCUGCCCCUCCUGCCAUGGGGUGAUGCGCACGCCACCCCUCCGCACUGCACACCUCUGCUACUCUAAGGUGUCGCAGCCCAUCACUGGCGCUGAACUCUAUGAGUAUGAGUUAAAGAAUUGUCGUCUCCAUGAGCUGGUGAACCUGGGGCUGCAGCGAGUGGGGUCACAGUACACCGAGUGGGGGGGACUGGUCUGCUCCACCUCGGGGGACACCAUCGCCAUCAUGGACACAGAGAGACACCUUUAUGUGACGGACUUCAGACAGAGGGCACAGCUGGGGAAGAAAGGUGGAGUGGCCAGGUCGCGUGUCACCCUCCACCAGGUAAUAUGGCCGUCCAGCAUGCAGCCGUCACAAGUCAGGGAGGUCUCACUGGGCCUCUCCGACACUCUUCUCACUGUGUUUUGUCAGGUGGAUGAUGGCAGUACUGAAUACUACAACUACCUGAGCUUUGACAUUGGCCUGAGCAGCGUGAACAACCACCAUCGCUUUGGGGAAACAGUGGCCAUCAUCCCCGGCACCACACACCACCUGCCUGAUCUCUUCCUCACCCACGAUGGCGUCGCAAUGCUCAUGGACGAGGACGCCUCUAUCAGCAGUGUGGACUCAGAGGUGGACCUUGGGGAGCUACUGAGUGGGCUGCGGGAGGGGCUGGAGGAGCAGAGCAUGGCCAAGGUGACGGAGGUGAAGGCAAUGGUGGAGCAAGGUCUGAGUGUGUUCCUGGCCUCAUGCAACCAUCAGGAGGACUGGGUGGGUCUGGCAGAGAUGAGGGCAAGGCAGUAUGGCCAUCUGGCAGACCUCCUCCUGGGCUACAUCCCUCAGUACGCACAGAACGAGACCUCCCGAGCCUUUGCCCUGUCACUGAAGUACCUUGCCACUCACCACUUCAAUAGCAUCCUGGAGGAGAUGAACAACGUGCUGAAGUACAUUGAUGAUGAGAACAUUUCCCAGAUGGUGCUGCAAAUGUCAGAACAGGUGUCCUUUUACCAGCGCAGUGCCGAGAUGCUGCAGCUUCCUGAGGCAGACUUCCAGGCCGGCCACACAGAGCUGUACAAUGCGUGGGGAGACAAGCCCAUGAAGGAGAUAGUGGAGGAGGCGGUGAACAAGGAGUGCCUGAAGGCGGCUGAAUCCUACCUGCAGCUGAAGCCCUGGGUGUAUGGCACAGUCACUUCCUCCACCCUGCUGGCCUGCUGCAUUGAUGUGGCACGGGAGAAGACCACUGAGGAGGCACAGCUCAAUGUUAUGCUGGUUGCUAUAGAGGAGUAUGGGGAUGCCCUGCACCGUCUCCUGCUCUCCAGUGAUGACCUGUUUGAGGUGCACAUGGUGGGGCGGGCGCUGGGUGCCAGAGGACUGCUGGGGGCUGGCGAGGCACUGGCCGUCACUGUGGUGGUGGCUAUACACAGGACACUGCCAGACCUGCUCACUCUGCCUCCCAGACGAUGGGUGGAGCUUGUAAGCCAGGCCGAGUCGUGCCCCACCAAGGUGACGGCCCCCAUCACGGUGGGCCAGGUGGCCGGCUGGUCCAACCUAGCCAUGAUGUUUGUACUGUGUGACCUCUUUGCUUACAGUGGAGAGGUGGAGACGCUGGGUCCCGUGGAGGGCGCGGCUGCCUGGCAGUACCUGCUGCAUCAGCACGACCUCAGGAACCUGCGGCGCUGGCUGGACCGGGAGUUUGUGGCCCCUGAGGAGGAUGCAGGAGGGGAGGAGGUGCCCCUGGAGGAGGCUGCUUGGUUGCAUCCCAGCAACAGAUCAUGCAGGCUGGAGAGCAGCAAUGGAGGAGACAGGGGCAGCCACACCCCAGAGCCGGCCUACUCUGCCUUCAACCUGCUGAAUGAGCCGCUGUACAGCAGCGAUGUGGAGUCCUCAGCUCGCUCCCACGACUCGCUGGACUCAGCCUCGGUGGCGGCCAGCGAGGCCGACACCUGGAGUGUGCGCAGCUUUGAGAUGCAUGACCGGCGGGAGACAGUGUGGCCGGUGGAACGCCUGUGGCCCAUCACGCAGGCUAUGGUGGACCUUCUGCAGGCCACUGACCCAUUCUCAGACCUGCUGCUGAACCUGCUGGCCCGUCGAGGCGUCUUCACCUCCAGAGAGGGCACCUCAGCCCCAGCCCUGGUACGGCGGCUGCAGGUGUCCGGGGCCAUGGCAGCCGUGAGGAAGCUGGGAGGUGAGCAUCCCUGCCAGACACUGGGGAGGGACAUCCACAGGACAGUCUUGCAACACCUGGCUGCCAAGGACCUGCCUCUCCCUGCCUAUGACUAUGCUGGUGAGUGUGGCUCUGAAGAUAUGGAAGGUGUGGAGGGCCCAGCCUGGGCCAGGAUGGUGCGGCCCUUCAUGAAUCUCCUGGAGGUGAAGGACAGGCAGGCAGUGUUCCGUGCCUGCCUCACCAACCUGCAACAUGUGGUGGAGCACUGCCACAACUCUCAGGAGGUGCUGCUGCCAGCCUUCCUCACCAUGCUGUAUGCCCCCACCCACACCCUGAAGGACUUCCUGGACCUGGAGGGGGACAGGGCCACCUCAGCACAGCAGGCCAGUGAUGGGGAGGUGGAGCAGCUGUGUGGCCUGCUGGGCCAGCACUCCCUCACCCCCCGGCAGGUGGUGGAGGGCCUGGUGGAGUCCUUCCCUUACCUGCACAAGGUGUUCCAGAAGGAAGAGAGUGAGUCUUCUGAUGUGACGGUGUAUGACCUCCUUUCUGGCGCGGUGCCCUUUGACCUGACGCGACUCUUCACCUUCCAGGAGCACAACAGACACGGCUACGACAAGGAGACCAAGCUGCCCUGUUGGAGUGAUGAGGAGCUGGUGAGUCAGCACGGCAUCCACCACAACCUGGAUGCCACCUACUACCUGAGGGAGGGCCGCCCCACCUAUGCCUGUGCCUCACUGCUGGCUGCCUCACUGUCCUCCACCACACCCUCCUCCAAGGCCAGACUGGAGGACUUCCGCAGCAAAGUGUAUGGUGUUGCCCUGAGCAGCUGGCCGGACCGCUCGGUGUGCUCGGCCUGCGUGGCGGUGCUGCUCAUGGCCGGCCUGGAUGCUGAGAUGCUACGAGUGGUGCUAACAUCUGCCUACCUGAUCUACUCAGUGCGCACCUCGUGGCGUGGCAGACUGAGUCAGGAGAAGAAGAAGGGACACGAAAGUCUGGUGGAGUCAGACAUCAGCUGUGUCCUGCAGCAGCUGUGUGCCAUGGACACCAGAAUGGAGGCAGCAGCCACCCUCCUGGAGAUGCUGGAGGCCAGUGUCAUCCUGUCGGCCUCAGACAGGCUGCUGGACACCAAGGGGACACAUGGGCCGAGUGACCUGCUCGCGUCCGGCAUGCCCAUGAGUCCUGUAGUGGAGACCCUGGGUAAGGUAUUCCAGGACACCCUGACACAGCAGCAGGUGCAGACCAUGUGUGAGGGCACCAGGCUGUGUGUGGAGUUUGCCCUCCUGUACUCCCUACCAUGGCCCUGUAAGCUGCUCACCAAGCUGGCCCAGGCUGACCAGUGGGUGAUCUUCCUUGUCUUGGUGCAGGUGUUUAACUUCCCCAAGGCCGAGGUGCUGAAGGCGGCCGAGUCAUUCAGCGUGGUCUCCCUGCGGGAACACAUGACUCUUGCCAUCUCCCACGUGUGCUACUACAAGAAGAGGACGGAGAGGAUGGGCAGGUCGGCCCGCAGCAAGCGGUCUGCCCUGUAUGCCAAAAUUGGCAUCAAGUCUCGCGAGGGAUCGCCAUCAUCAAGCCAGAGUGGUGAUGAGAGGGGCAGGAGCUCCAGUCCCAGCGACAUGGACGCAUCAACAGUGGAUGACGCGAUGUCCCUCACCACAACAGAGACCAACCUGGACCUUGGCGUGGACACCUGGCAGGCCAAGAGCCCCAAGGAUCUGUUCUCAGUGCUGAUGCAGUGCCACACACAAGACAACCCUCCCGGGGAGCUGGUCACAGCAGCGGCAGCCCUGGGCCUGCCUGUGCUGGCUUCUUUUGCCGGCUGUUAUGGGAAGGACAACAUCAUUCUGUGCCUGACAGUGUUCCUGUACACAAAGCUGCCGCACAACACCAAGAUGUCGCUGCACCACAGGAUUGCCAAGAAGGAUAUUCCUCCCCUGCCCGCCGGCACCAAGCCAGAGAAGGAGCAGGUGCCAUCCCGGAAGAAUAACUGUUGCCGUGCCUGUGACAUGGGCAUCCUGUGCUGCGGACCGGACGAGCUGCGGCUCAUUGUGCUCACUCACAUGUCCAUCGGCCUGGUGCACGUGGUGAGCGAUGCCCUGAGGGCAUUUAAGCGGCAUCAUUCCCUCCAGCACCUCACACUGGCCAUCGAGGAGGCCAAGGGUGUCUGCAACCAGGAGCUGAUGGCCAAGCGGCUGUCGGACAGUGCCAAGUACAUGAACAAAGAGCUGGAGGCCGAGGUGCCCACCACCGUCACGGGACCCGAUUGGGCCAUAGCCAUGUCCCGGGACAUCAUUGCCAUGGCCCUGGACGAGUGCCUCACCAACAGUCGCCAGCGCUGUCAUUUCAUCUCGGCCCUGGCCGGGGUGAGUCAGCUGCCUCCGUUCUGCAGCCACUCCAUCAACUGGAUGCUGGUGGGUGAGCUAUGUGAGGUGGUGGGGGAGGUGAAGCACAAGAUCAGCUACAAGGACCUGCUGGAGAGCUUUGAGGCAGGCAAGGUGAAGGACUUUGCCAGGGGUGUCGUGGAAGGCCUGAGGGAGAAGCGGUGUUUCUCGGAGGCCCUGCAGGUGUGCCAGCUGGUGGACCUGCCAGUGUUCACCAUUGUGUGUGGCCAGCUGAGGGCAGAGUUUGAGAACAGCAAGUUGAGUGUGAGGAGCAGCUACACUGGCCUGGAGCGCUUUCUGUGCCGCGGCCACAAGCAGCUGUGUGAGAAGGCCGUGCCCCCAGAGCACUCCUGCACUUUCUUCACUGCCAUUAGCGAGGAGGUGCCCCUGAGUGCCAUGCAGUACCUGUGCCUGCAGUAUGCCCUGGUGUGGUGCUACAAAACCCUGCCACACCUACACCACCACACCACUGAUGCACUGCACACCCAGGGUCCCCAUUCCCCUCCCCCUCAGGAACCAGUCUCCCGCAGCCACACACGCCUCGGUCUGGAGACCCGGCGGAGUCCCUGGUGGCUUCGCUGGAGCAGCGAAUGUGGAGGGCGUACAUCCAGUCCCACUGCAGCAAGGAGGCAGAAGCUGGUUGUUUGGCCGUCACCCUGCCAGAGGUGCGGGAGAUGGCCAUGGGAGGGGGAGGACGGGACCAGCUGUCUGGACAUGGGGCAGAUACUGAAGACAGCUGGCCUCACCCCUGCCUUCCUCACCCUCACUCUCUCCAGUGUGAGACGAGGCCAGCACUGGACAGGAGGAGGCGAGAAUAUGCAGGAGGAGGACAAGUGCCGGGCCAUCCAAGACUUGGCAGACACGUGUAUAGACCGAGGGAUGCUGGUCACUGCCUGCCGUGUUCUGGCGGCCUUCGGGGAAGACAGCAGGAACAUGCAACAGUUGCUACUGCUGCUGAAGCUCGCUGAGGGCAGCAAGAUGGAGAUGGCUGAGAAGGAGGCAACACUGCAGAACCCCGUCAGCCGCAGAGACAAGCAACGCACACUGAGCCGCAGCAGCACUCGAGGCAGCAUCUACAGCACCACCUCCCUCGACGAUGACCUCAGCACUCACAUUGCCCCCCUCAGCAGAGUAGUGGCUGGGCUGGCAGUGGGACGCAGGACCAUGGAGCGAAUCAUUGUGCUGUACAAGGUGGCGCUGGUGUUGGAUCUUUCCUUCCUGUAUGUGGUGCAUCACCCCAACCCCAUCAUGGUGUUGUCCCUAGUGCUGCGGCUGCAUCGCUGUGGCAUGGUGCAGCUGGCCCGGGACCUCAUCCAGGCCAUGCCAAUCCCUGAUGCUGAUGUGCAGAGCUUCCUGGUGGAGGAAGCUGUGGCCACCAUCGCUGCUGGACCAGAGGCCACACGCACCAGCCAGAGGGACUGCCUGCUGUUGUGGGAGGAGCUGGAGGCACAGUGGAAGGACCUCAUCACCCUCACCAAGGAUGUGUCUGGUCUGGCCACACAGCUCCUGGAUGUGGGCCAGUGCCUUGGCUCAUCCUACCCUGACCAGGUGGAGAAAGUGCACAGUAUGAGUGUUGAGUUGGUGGUGCGGGCCCAUGACUGCUUCACUGCGGCAUCCAACAUGGAGGGGAUUGGCACUGUCUUACGCACCGCCCUCUCUCUCACCACCUCACUAGUCCAGCACACUCAAUGGUCCCUGCUGGUCCGCCUUCUCAUCGGCAUUGGAAGGUACAGUGAGAUGUCGUACAUAAUUGACGCACUGAGGGAGCACGGUCAGUUUGAGCCGUUGCUGGGCCGCGGUGCUGACCCGUGGGGGAAGGAGAGUGGCCUGGACCGUGCCCUCAUCCACUACCUCCGCUCCAAGGCCCCAGAGGACACCGAGACACUCCAGAUUGUCGCCCUCCACUUCAUGUUGUACUCUGAGGUUGCAGAGAUGUGGGUGACGGAGGCAGAGAAGGCACUGGAACAAGCUUUAGCCAACACAAUAGAUCUCACAGCCUCCACCACCACUGCCUCCUCUGCCACCUCCUCCUCCACCCCUAACAGUGUGGCAACCCCUCGCAGCAACAGCAGAAGCGUAGGUGGACAGGAGACGCCAGGGAAGGGAGGCAGGCCAGGCAGCAGAGUUGACAGCCUGCCCAGCCAAGGUGUGACCGAGGCUUCCUACCUGGAGAACACUGAUCCCAGGCUGCUGACCCAGGCCAUGCAGAGCUAUGCCCAUGCCGCCCAGUGCUUCAUGCAGGACCAGCAGUUUGCUUCAGCCAUGGAGUACAGUCGGCAGGCUGAGCUGGUGGCCCUGCAAAUCGCCCACCUGAAGAAGACUGGUGGUGCUCCGGCCCUCAGACUCCUCAAGUUGAGCCAGUCUGCCGUCACAUUUGUCAUCACACACAAGCUGAGGGUGUGUGAGGCUCAGCUGGUGGGACGCUCAUACAAUCACACGGUGGACUGGGGAGCUGCGCUGUACCACCAGUUUGUGCGGGGCGGUGAUGAGUCUUACCUGGCGGAGUAUUUGGCCGUUCUCACCCUCACGCCGGAGGUCACCCUGGAUGUGGUCAAGAAGCUGGAGCAUGAGGGCAUCACAAGGGAGCGCAGGGCAAGAGUGGCUGUCCUUCUCACACAUGUUGAGGAGUCAGACACUGUGUACCGAGUGGCCAGCCAGCUCGGACUGAAGGGAAGCAUUGACACCUGCCUUGCCUCACCUGCUGCGCCUUAUCUGAGGGACACUGUGUUUGUGCAGGGAUGUACCUAUGGCCAGUAACUGUGUGUGGUUUAGUAAGGUCAUACUAGUGGUCUCUCCUAUCAGUAUAUGAUUGAUUAUUACUCUGAACUCUUAAUACUCCAAGCACUGCCUAUGUUUUUAUCCAUACGAUUCCAUUUAUUAAUAUGCUGAUAAGGUAGGAAAACUGUUUGUCUCCUUCAGGUUUGUUUUCCUCUCUCAUCUCUCUCAUUUUUCAAAUCACUCUAUUCCUUUCAUUGUUCUAUUGCUAUCAAAUCUCCUCUUUCUCAGCCUGUCAGCAUUUCCCUCAUCUCUCCUUUUUCAAAUCACUCUAUUCAUUUCAUUGCUCUCUACAUUGCUAUCAAAUCUCCUUUCUCUUCCUGUGUUUACCUGGUCACACUGUUACACUGAUAUGGUCUUGUCUCUAUGUAUGUCUUCAGUCUUUACUUGAUGUACUCUGCCUCUUUCACCUCCUUUGCCAGUCUAUUCCAGGGACCUUUGUAUCUUUGAGGAAAGCUGUACUUGUUGUUAUCUAAAUUUCUCAACAGUAUUUUUGUCCUCUCAAGUAUCCAGCAUCUCUUUGUCCCUGUAAUAAUAGAUCUUUUUAACUUCCUUGUGUCUGCAUGUGUGCCAAGGUGUUUAGUAAGAUUUGAGUUUAGUUUACGGUAUCUGACUUGUGUAUCUCUCUAGUUUACACAUUACUUCUAUUGGUUAAGAAAUGUAGUGUUAUUUUGCAUGUACUUACUGUCUUUCCUUCAGGUUGUGGACUUGAAGACAGCAAGAUCCGAGUUGGACUUGCAAUUAUUGUCUCUGUGUUUAAGUUAAUUUUUAUUGCUCUCUAGAUGUCAAAAGAAUAUAGUUUUGCCUAAAAUUUCUGUUACAAGAUUAUCACAUUGUUUUAAUAAUUAGUAGAGCACAAAAAUUAAUGAUCUGUUCUAGCAUUAGCUUAUUAUUCUGAAUCUGCAAUAUAAGAAAUAUAAACAAGUUAUCCUUUCAAUCUUGUAGGACAAUCAUAGAAAUGUGCAAUUGCAUAUAUAUAUAUAUAUAUAUAUAUAUAUAUAUAUAUAUAUAUAUAUAUAUAUAUAUAUAUAUAUAUAUAUAUAUAUAUGAGUAGGUAACAAACAGGAACUUUUUGUACAUUUACUGUAUAAUUCAUAUAUAUACAAACUAAUCCUUGUGAAAUAUCUAGUGUGUUGCAUUGCAUGGAUUGGAAAUACCAAUGGCAGCUUUGUGGCCAAACUCACCCUCACCUUUCAUGAAUUCACCUAAAACUAAAUUCACAACUGCCAAGAUGGAUGGAGAGAAAAGAAAGAUCAACAUAGCAUUGCAUUCCCAAACACUGCAUGGAAGGGUCAACAUAUCCAAAGAUUCAUGUCAUGAAUGGGUAGAAUAUGAAAAAAGAUUUGCUCAACAUUACGGGUUUUAAAUAUAAGAAUUAAUAUAUUUUUGACAUGAUAAUUGUCAGAAUAGAUGUUAAGGUUUAUUGGAACAUAAGUUGACUGUCCAAGUACAAAUGGUACAAUGUUCCUAGCACUGUAUUGGUAUUACUAUUAAGCCUAUGAUUUUAUAUGCCAUACUACUAUAGAAUGCUGUCAUUUUGUAAUUGAUUUUAUACUAUCUAAAAUUAAAACUGAUCUGCAUGGUAAAA
Molecule: messenger RNA, 9367 nt
Organism: Portunus trituberculatus (swimming crab)
Lineage: Eukaryota; Metazoa; Arthropoda; Malacostraca; Decapoda; Portunidae
Cellular component (GO): cytoplasm
Source: RefSeq, a predicted model, not a curated record